Molecule: messenger RNA, 3640 nt
Organism: Physcomitrium patens
Lineage: Eukaryota; Viridiplantae; Streptophyta; Bryopsida; Funariales; Funariaceae
Product: ABC transporter G family member 10
Biological process (GO): transmembrane transport
Cellular component (GO): membrane
Molecular function (GO): ABC-type transporter activity; ATP binding; ATP hydrolysis activity
Source: RefSeq, a predicted model, not a curated record
CUGUCGCGCGUCUGCCACCCCUAGCUUGCCACCAUUCCAUCGCUUUCCCGCUGACAACUCAUCCAGAACUUUCAGCUCGAGUUUGCAAGUAGCUACCGCACCGAUCUGGAGGAGCUGAGAGAAAAAUCCACUGUAUGAUGGUCCAUUCUCUCCAUCGCCACCUGCGGUCGAUCGAUUGCUGAAUCUCAAUGUUAUCUCUACUGCUUUUGUAUAUACCAGGAGAUUCAAAAAUGAUUCAGGGUGCCAUCACUCUCCUGUCUUGGGUCGCAACAUGCAUUUGAUGGUUAGCUGGCAUGGCGCUCAUUACGUCCUGGCAUUCUGUCAUGACCUCACACCUCCUGGCAGUCUGUAGGUCAUAGCAAUGUGAACACCAGUUUGCGUGCUUACCAAUUUCCGCCUAGGUAUUACACUCUCUGUUGCUCGCGAGACUUUGAAUGUGCUGUGAGCUGGUGCGGUCGCUGCUUAAUUUUCUUCCAUGGAACCACAGCAAGCCUUCUGAAGCGACUCGUUCGUUGAGGUGAAGUGCAGCCGUUUCGGCGGCAACCACACCAUAAUUUCAGCUCAUCGAACUCUUGAAACAGUGCUGCCAGUUCCCUCUCUGCGUUCGAGUACUGAAGCUCAAUAUGAUCGGCACAUGCUUCUCAGAUUGAGAGCGAAGUGAGCGCCCUGAUAUCCUGAUAACAGGGGAGGGAGACGUUUUCACGAAAGCUAGCAGCAGAAGCUCUCAACAAAGACCUCAACCGUGCUUUCUGGUUUAAGAGAUUCUGUUGUUAGAGCUUGCGUCAGCAUUGGAAGGGAAUCACAAUGACGCGUUUCGAAAAGUCAGGGAGUACUGACCAAAAACUGAUUCAAGCCGGGCACAUCGCGGUUGCCAUGGCCGGUGACAUUUAAAAGUUGAAUCCCUCGAAGAACACCACCCUCUUGACGCUCUUGCUCAAUCUGGGGUGUAAUGUAAAUGUGCAUGAGAACCGCUGGUGAGAGUCAAGGAAGUUAGGAAGUUCACUAUAAUUAAACAGGAGGUAUUUGACCAUGGACUUCGAACGAAGGAGGGAAGGACCUCGUUACAAUCGGGUAGUUUGCAAUUGCAGCGAUGGUGUGUGUACAGGAAUCAAGAACAAGUAUGGCGCUAAUCCUCACGUCAAAGCUUCGCAGGUAGCAGUCGCUUGUUCACCCAGUGACACGCCCUCGCGGUCGAAGUCAUACUAUCUCGAGUUGAAAGAUCUUUCAUACAAAAUAAUCAAGAAACCUAAGGAUCCCAAGGGGGCAUGGGAGACGAUCAAGGCAGAGUGGGCCUCCCUAAAGGCCAAGCCAUCCCACUACGUAUUGAAGCACAUCAACUGCGAAGCGAAGCCGGGUGAGGUAAUGGCGGUCGCGGGGCCGAGCGGAGCAGGAAAAUCCACAUUGCUCGAGGUUUUAGCUGGAAGGAUCAAACCUGGAUCGGGCUCUGGCAGCAUCCUCGUGAACGGACAACCCAUGGAUAUGCAGCAUUUUCGCAGGAUUAGUGGAUAUGUGAUGCAGGACGACGCGCUCUUCCCCAUGCUCACCGUCAGAGAGACGCUCAUCUACUCUGCGAGACUGCGGCUUCCGAGCGUGGUCCCAACCAGUGAGAAGAUUGCGCGAGUCGAAGCUCUUAUGGCAGAACUUGGUUUAAGUCAUGUUGCAAGCACCCGCGUCGGCAACGAGAAUGUCCAUGGAUUGUCUGGAGGAGAAAGGCGUCGCGUCUCCAUUGGGGUUGAUGUCAUCCAUGAUCCCGCCGUGUUGAUUCUUGAUGAACCCACUUCGGGGCUAGAUUCCGCAGCUGCACUUCACGUUUGCAGCAUGCUGCGAUCCAUGGCGGUCUCCCACAAGCGCACUAUAAUUCUGAGCAUUCAUCAACCGGGUUACCGGCUUCUGCAACUGUUCCAUUCGAUCUUGUUGCUUGCGCACGGCGCAGUGGUACACCAUGGCACGCUCGAGCUUCUUGCCCAGCGUCUCCAAGCGACGGGACACAAGAUUCCUCCUCAAGUGAACGUCCUGGAGUACGCCAUCGACUCAAUCGACUCCCUUGAUGUCGACAGGAGCAGCAUCUUUUCCAUUCAAGGCAAGACCGACAUUCCAGUUCUCUCCCUCCAGGAGCUCUUCGAACUUGACCCCGCCCGUGCUGCAGCUCAGAACCUACUCGGUACGCAACCGUCGCUUACAGAUUCAGAGAAUGCCGAAGUACCCGACGAAAACGUCAAACUCCACUUCGCAAACCCAAGCAGCACGGAGAUUAUGAUUCUUGCUCACCGCUUCGUCAAGAAUGUCAUUCGAACUAAGCAGCUGCUUUACGCAAGAACGAUUCAGUCUGUGGGAGCAGGAUGUGGAUUGGGCACCAUCUACCUCCACAUGGGUUACGGUACUCCGGGACUACAGAAGCGAGUCGGAUUCCUUGCCUUCACCUUAACCUUCCUCCUCACAUCCUCCAUUGAAGUGCUCCCCAUCUUUCUCGAGGAGCGUCUCAUCUUGAAGCGAGAAACAGGGCGGGGAGCUUAUAGAGUCUCGUCUUACGUCGUCUCCAGCACGCUUGUUUUCCUCCCCUUUUUGUUCCUCAUCGCGCUAAUGUACGCCGGGCCUGUCUACUACCUCGUGGGGUUAGCGCCUGACACGGAUGCGUUUUUCUUCUUUUUGUUCACACUCUGGCUCGUACUAGUAUCGGCGAAUUCCUUCGUCUCCUUCUUCAGUGCGCUAGUGUCAAAUUUCAUUAUGGGCAAUACGUGGGUGACUGGUAUUAUGGGCGCGUUCUUUCUGUUUUCGGGGUAUUUCAUUGCGAAAGACUACAUGCCGAAUUAUUGGCUUUUCCUGCAUUACCUUUCGCUAUUCAAGUAUCCCCUGAACGCGCUCUUGAUCAACGAGUACACUCACGUCGCGGACAAGUGCUUUGGCCCGGAGUAUGGUGGCCAAUGUCUCAUUACCGGGAAGAAUGUGCUGGAGAAUAUGUUUCUUGACAAGGAGAACAAGUGGGUCAAUGUUGGCAUCAUGGCCGGGUUUGCGGUCAUGUACCGCCUCAUGUGCUACUUCGUUUUACAUUACAAGCUUGUGAAAAGGCACAGGUGAGAAAGAAGUUAGUUAGCAUUACAUGAACUCUCGUCCUACUCAAUGGCAACUCUACGACUUAGUGCGGGAUGUUGUAGCAUGAUUCCGAUGGAGAUUUGGCUCUUGUGUACGCCAAUAAAAUCUAGAUCAGCUCAAAUCACGUCCGAGAGCCACGUCCAAGAACUCGGCGUUGAUCGUGGCAUGGAGAUCUCAUUGUUCGCAUUUCAGUUGUAAUCUCAAUUAUCUGUCUGAUAGUCGAAUGGAGAGUCCCGGUGGGAGUUGUGGAUUGCCAAAAUCCUCUUGCAAUCAAACGCUGAAUGACCGCGCACUGCAAUGUCAAGAUAGAACUAUUCCAUGACAGUUGAACAAUGUCUCGAACUACUCAGUUUGUAGGUAAAGAAAAAUCCUUGUCCGCUUUAACUACAGGUAGAGAUAUCAUCUAUUGAUGCCCAUUUACAGUAUGUUGAAAUCGCACUCAACAGCGUUUAGCUACGUUACUUCACAUGUGAGGCGUGUAUGUUCCAGUGAAACCAUCUAUCAAGCAUGCGAGAUCUUUUUUGACGCCGUGACGCAGCAUGGCACACGA